Molecule: messenger RNA, 1527 nt
Organism: Adineta steineri
Lineage: Eukaryota; Metazoa; Rotifera; Eurotatoria; Adinetida; Adinetidae
Source: the annotation of a GenBank genome assembly
AUGUUUGCGGCAUUUCGACGCCGUGCCGCAUCGGCAUCACGUUCCGAUUCAGAUGUUAAAGAAACGCCUGUUAUGGAAACAAAUGGACGUAAAACAAAUCUUGAAAAUGGUUUCGCUACACCAACAGUUACUACAAAUGGAACUAAUACAUUAAAUAUUAAUGGUAACAAUGGACUGAAACAUCGUACUUUAUCUGGCAUGUCAAUGACAUCAUCAUCCUCAUCAUUUAGUACAUCACCAACACUUAAUAUAACUCGUCAACAAGAAAAACACGAAUUACAAACACUUAAUGAUCGUUUAGCGGUUAUUAUUGAUACAGUUCGACGACUUGAACAAGAUAAUGAAAAAUUAAGAACAAUUGUUAAAACUAAUACACAAUCAUUUGAAAUGGAAACAUCAAAAGUAAAGACUUUAUAUGAAAAUGAAUUAGAGGAUGCAAAAAAAUUAAUUGAAGAAUUAGCCCAUGAAAAAUCACGACUUGAAAUUGAACUUGAAAAGAGCCGUAGUGAAACUGCAGAUGUACAAACGAAAGCUGCUCGUAAUGAUCGUGAUUCACGUGUAUAUGAAUCACGUUUAAAACAAUAUGAAAAUGAAAUAUCUGAAUUAAAAGCACGUUAUGAUUCAAUUACACUUGAUGCAGCACGUCGAAUUGAAGAUAAUGAGACACUUGUCCAUUUCAAUAAUGAUCUUGAAAAACAAGUAUCAGCAUUAAAACGUCAACUUGAAUCUGAAACAUUAUUACGAGUUGACCUUGAAAAUAAAAAUAAGACUCUACGUGAAGAAUUACAAUUUAAUCAACAAGUCUAUGAAACAAAAAUUUAUCAAAUUAAAGAACAACAACGUAUUGAAAUUCGUCAUGAUGAUAGUUUACGACAACAAUAUGAUGCUAGACUUUUACAGGAAUUACAACAAUUAAGAACACAAAAUGAACAAGAAAUGCAAUUAUUAAGAGAUGAAAUUGCAGCACAAUAUGAGAAAAAGAUUGAAGAUUUACAAAAUACUAAUCGUCGUAAUCUUGAUCAAAUAAGUAGUUAUCGUGCUGAUCUUGUUUCCUAUCGUGAACGUAUUGAAGAAGUAACAAAAACUCGUGAUACAUGUAAUGAUAAAAUGUUACAAUUAGAACAACGUUGUCGUGAGUUAGAAGAUCGUGCAUAUCGUGCUCAACAACAACAACAUGAAUCAAUGGCUGAACGUGAUGAUGAAAUACAAAAUCUUAAGCAAAUUAUUGAACAAAUGCAAAAUGAUUAUCAAAAUUUACUUGACACAAAAAUUGGAUUAGAUAGAGAAAUUUCAACAUAUAGAAAAUUACUUGAUUCAGAAGAAGAACGAUUAAAUAUUGGUGGACGAAUAGGUCUUUCACCACCUAUGAAUGGUAAUGCAACACCAACAGGUACUGAUAGUCUAUCAACAUCAACAACAACAACAACAAUAAUAACAACGAAUGGUGCAUCACAACGACAACGUCUUAAACGACCACGUUUUGAAGUUGAUGAAGAUAUAAUUAUUACCAAUGGUAAUGGACAUUAA